AUGUCUGAACUACGUUUCUCGGUGACUUAUUACUUGAACUCAAUGAGGAGCUGUUCGCAGUAUCUCUAUUUCUUUCUACUGCGUGUACUAGAUAGCCUGUUCGGAAGUAACCUCUACGCUCCGACGCUUAUUCACACCCACGCAAAAGGCGUGGUCACGAGGCUCCCAGAUGGGUUUCUGAAUGGUUUCGACAAUCUGCCAUGCGUUGUUAUGGACAAAAUCUUUUUAAAUGUUUCGGCUAGAGAGAUCCAGAAUCUGCAACUGGUCAGCAAGAGGUGGAUGAACCUGAUAAGACCACGGCGAUCUCACUAUGCCAGAAACUCUAUAUCCGAUUUAACGAUCAGUUUCAACAACGGAAUACGUACUAUCACCCAACCGGCAACCAAAACGGAAUCAGUGCGGGUUUCAAGAUGUUCAAAAAGGUGGUGUUCGCAUAAUCUCGCAUCAGCCGUCCCACACAUUUCCAUUGACUGUCUUGAACUUCGAAUUCAUCACAUUAACGAGCAGUUCGACGAGCUACAACUGAGUAAGAUCGAUACUCGAUCAAUCGAUAUCAUCUUCUACAGACCGAUCGAAUCCACUUCCACAGAGCAUAUCGUCCGACUUCUGACGAACAUAUCCAAAAAUCGAUCAAUCGAAGAGGUUCGACUAUCAUCGGAAGUAGCCCAGUCCUCUCCGGCAUUUCUAAGCGAUAUCACAGAUCUCUUCGAUUCUAAGCGAAUUCGGCUGAGGUUGAAUUUAUAG
Haemonchus placei is the source of this 744-nucleotide messenger RNA. The record is from the annotation of a GenBank genome assembly. Lineage: Eukaryota; Metazoa; Nematoda; Chromadorea; Rhabditida; Trichostrongylidae.